Messenger RNA from Uranotaenia lowii, 995 nucleotides. RefSeq lists its product as uncharacterized. The coding region runs from base 123 to 755 and encodes 210 amino acids. The record is from RefSeq and is a predicted model, not a curated record. The transcript has 3 exons. NCBI's taxonomy places the organism in Eukaryota, Metazoa, Arthropoda, Insecta, Diptera, Culicidae.
AAUAUUUGAUUUAGCAUCAGUUAAGCUUGCACCAACAUCGGGAGUGCCCAAUCACUAAUUACCGCCUCAAAUAAUCGAUCCGGAUCGAAUCGCGUUAAACAAUUAGUUAAAACAGUUUAAAAAUGUUCCUACAACGAAACAUGAUCGUGUGCUGCGUAGUUGUGGCCGUACUCGGAUUUGCGGCAGCAGCUGCCAACACCAAGGAAGAGCAACAGAUGAUCAAUCUGAUUGACGAAAUCGAUCGGGAGCGAAAUUUCCCACUGUUCGGGGGGUUGAGCGUCCAAAAGGUCGAAGGAUUCGAAGAGCGAUCGUUUGGUGCCGAAGAAGGAUUGGCUGAACGAGCUAUCCGGUAUCUGAACAGUCAUUCGCUCAAGAUCAACAUUCCGGCCACCGAAGAAGCUGAAGGUCGUCAAAUGGAAGCUGAAGCUCGCAGCAGCCGUUUGAAGAAAGUUUUCCUGCCGCUACUUUUGGCUCUGAAGCUGAAGAUGUCGAUCGUCUUGCCCAUUCUGUUGACCAUCAUCAAGCUCAUCUCUCUGAAGGGUCUGAUCGCUGGACUGAUUGCCCUGAAGCUGUCCAUCUUCACUUUCCUGAAGGAUCUGUUCAACAAGAAGCAGGAACGCGUGACUACCGCUUACAUAACCAGUGCCCAGCCCGUGAAUGCCGAAAUUGUCCACCAGGACUGGCACCGAAAUGGCCAGGCUUCACCCCAAGAGUUGGCCUACGGAGCUUACAAUCCUUACGCUACUUUGCAAUAAUUGCAACGGUUGCGAUGAGUCGUCCAACUAAAGGCAUUCUACCAAAAAUCCUGAGAACGAUGUAGUGGAGAAAUCAUGUUAAUUUAUUUAUUUAAUUUAUUCAAUAUCGUGUACGAGUAAUUCUCCACUAUCAUUUCGUGAAACUUCAAUACUCAUUAACUUCAUCACGUUGUGUUCAUCCCCAUUUUGCUGCCCGAAAGUGUAAAUAUAUGCACUCAUAAUAAACUGUAUCAUUCUGAA